This is a messenger RNA of Solanum lycopersicum (tomato), 1819 nucleotides long. RefSeq names its product probable sphingolipid transporter spinster homolog 2. Gene Ontology annotation, molecular function: transmembrane transporter activity. Gene Ontology annotation, cellular component: membrane. The record is from RefSeq and is a predicted model, not a curated record. Gene Ontology annotation, biological process: transmembrane transport. Lineage: Eukaryota; Viridiplantae; Streptophyta; Magnoliopsida; Solanales; Solanaceae.
AUGCCUUUUUCCUCGCAAGAGCCAAUUCCAAAAGUAUUUGUAUGAUCCAACCACUAAAUUUGACUCGAAGCCAAACUCAUCACUUCCUGCAAAAACAGACAUGGUUUCAUCAACAUUAGCUCCACAACCUUCCUGGUUCACUGCCAAAAGGUUACUAGCCAUAUUCUGUAUAAUCAACUUGCUAAAUUAUGUGGAUCGCGGUGCUAUAGCGAGCAACGGUGUUAAUGGGAAGCACAGUGAGUGUACUAAGAGCGGUACAUGCUCUUCUGGCAGUGGAAUCCAGGGUGAUUUUGAUUUGAACAAUUUUCAGGAUGGUGUCAUAUCAUCUGCUUUCAUGGUUGGGCUUCUUUUGGCAUCUCCAAUAUUUGCUUCCUUAGCCAAGAGUGUUAAUCCGUUUAGACUUAUUGGAGUUGGACUGACAGUCUGGACCUUUGCUACUGCUGGUUGCGGCCUGUCAAUUAAUUUCUGGUCCAUUACCAUCUGCAGAAUGAUGGUGGGUGUUGGUGAGGCAUCUUUUAUAAGCCUUGCUGCUCCAUUCAUUGAUGACAAUGCCCCAGUUGAUCAGAAAACAGCAUGGCUAGGAAUAUUUUACAUGUGUAUACCAACUGGGAUUGCUGUUGGUUAUGUAUAUGGUGGAUUGGUUGGAAGUCUUCUUAAUUGGCGUUGGGCAUUCGGGAUAGAGGCAUUGCUGAUGCUUCCUUUUGCAAUUUUAGGUUUUGUGAUGAAGCCAUUGCAAUUGAAAGGAUUCUCGCACACCGGAUCAAAAAGACCAUUGACUUCUGUGCAGACAGAAGCAGUUGCUUCACCUUGUCAAGAUGGUUCAUUCCAAACAAGGAAUGAUUCCAUGGAUGAUUCAAAAAGUGCACCCGGAAUUUUGAACCAAUUGACAAGAUUUUGGAUGGAUAUGAAGGUGCUUUUGCUUGACGAGGUCUACAUCGUGAAUAUCCUAGGAUACAUAGCAUAUAAUUUUGUAAUAGGUGCAUACUCGUAUUGGGGACCAAAGGCUGGUUAUAACAUAUACCACAUGAACAAUGCAGAUCUGAUGUUUGGAGGUAUUACUAUCAUAUGUGGAAUAUUUGGAACCUUAGCAGGAGGUUUUGCUCUGGAUCGAAUGACUAACACGAUAUCCAAUGCCUUCAAGCUUCUUGCAGUGGCAACAUUUUUUGGAGCAAUAUUUUGCUUUGCUGCCUUUUGUUUUAAGAGCUUGUAUGUAUACAUCGCUCUUUUUGCCAUAGGAGAAUUGUUAGUAUUUGCAACACAGGCCCCGGUAAAUUAUGUCUGUCUGCACUGUGUUAAACCAAGUAUGAGACCAUUAUCUAUGGCUAUGUCCACUGUUUCCAUUCACAUAUUUGGUGAUGUGCCUUCCUCUCCUCUUGUGGGGGUUCUCCAGGAUCACACUAAUAAUUGGAGAGUUACUGCUCUAAUCCUCACAUCGGUUCUGUUUCUGGCGUCUGGAAUAUGGUUUAUAGGGAUCUUUCUUCAUAGUGUUGAUAGAUUUGAUGAAGAAAAUGAGCUUCAAGUUAGUGUUACUGACAGAUCAAACACGAUUCCACUACUUGGGGAGACAACUCAAAGUCUUUGAUAAACCUUUGUUUUCUCGUUUAUCAUUUCCUUUUGGGACUUGCAAAUUUGCUGUAUAAUUUCUUUGAUACUUAUCUAUCCUGUGUUUAGAUUCUGUUUAUGCAUCAAGGGAAGCUUCUUGUCUCUCUCCAGUGCAGUAAAACCAAACCUGGUGGUGAAAGGACCACAAUUUGGCUCAAAUCUUUUCUACUUCUCUUGUUAACUUUGUUGAAGAAAAAAUAAUAUUGAUAUUUUCGAA